Etheostoma spectabile (orangethroat darter) is the source of this 975-nucleotide messenger RNA. RefSeq names its product zinc finger protein 239-like. The transcript has 2 exons. Gene Ontology annotation, molecular function: RNA polymerase II cis-regulatory region sequence-specific DNA binding; DNA-binding transcription factor activity, RNA polymerase II-specific. Gene Ontology annotation, cellular component: PcG protein complex; transcription regulator complex; chromatin. The record is from RefSeq and is a predicted model, not a curated record. Gene Ontology annotation, biological process: regulation of transcription by RNA polymerase II. NCBI's taxonomy places the organism in Eukaryota, Metazoa, Chordata, Actinopteri, Perciformes, Percidae. Bases 1 to 807 code for a protein of 268 amino acids.
AUGGCAAUUUUAUCUGAAGAGAGAAGAGGAGAGGGACCAAAAUGUCACCACUGUCAACACUGUGACAAAUCCUUCACAAGAUCUGGAUAUUUAAAGAUUCAUCAGAGAGUUCACACUGGAGAGAAUCUACACAGCUGUGAUCAAUGUGGGGCAGCUUUCACACUGAAGAGUAUCCUAAUAAUUCAUCAACGCAGACACACUGGAGAGAGGCCGUACAGCUGUGAUCUAUGUAGUAAAACCUUUUCUAGGAGGGAUAGGCUAGUAGUCCACCGAUGUGUUCACACCGGAGAGAAACCGUACCGAUGUGAACAAUGUGGCAAAACCUUUACUUAUAAAAGUGGCUUUAAACGUCACCAGCGCAUUCACACUGGAGAGAAGCCGUACAGCUGUGAUCUUUGUGGUAAAACCUUUUUUUGGAGUGAUAACCUUAAAGACCACCAGCGCAUUCACACUGGAGAAAAGCCGUUCUGGUGUGAACAAUGUGGGAAAGUGUUUUCUCGGAGUAGUAACCUUAAAGAACACCAGCGCAUUCACACUGGAGAAAAGCCGUUCUGGUGUGAACAAUGUGGGAAAGUGUUUUCUCGGAGUAGUAACCUUAAAGAACACCAGCGCAUUCACACUGGAGAAAAGCCGUUCUGGUGUGAACAAUGUGGGAAAGUGUUUUCUCAGAGUAGUGGCCUUAAAAUACAUCAGUGCAGUCACACUGGAGAGAAGCCGUACAGCUGUGAUCUAUGUGGUAAAACCUUUUCUGAGAGCGGUGGCCUUAAAUCUCACCAGCAUGUUCACACCGGAGAGAAGCCGAAAUAGUCUGAACAGGUACAUUAGCUUUAAAUAAGCAAAAUUACAAAGAGACAUAUGAAAAUGCAGCUUCAAGAAAAAACAAACAAUAUCUAUCUAUCAACAGUAUCUAGAUAGAUACAGUGAGGAAAAUAAGUAUUUGAACACCCUGCUAUUUUGCAAGUUCUCCCACUUAGA